GCUGAGACGGUGGAGGUGGUGGACGCUGAGACGGUGGAGGUGGUGGACGCUGAGAUGGUGGAGGUGGUGGACGCUGGCCGGGGUGUCCUUCCGGAGAUGCCCGCGUUGGCCACCUCAGCGGUGUCCGCAGUGGAUCCGCUGGACGAGACGCAACUGCCUGCCGUGCGUGAAAACGGGGACGGCGAGGCCGUCCCGGAGGCCGCUCCCGCUCCGGCUCUUCCACGCAGCCAGCGCGUGUCCCAGAUCCGGAUCCGCAAGACGCCGGUCCGCUCCGGGACUUCCCUCACUCCCAUGGGCCUCCCCAAGGCCAAACGGUGAGGUCUGGGGCGCCGAAAUUCUCAUCUCUCUCUGUUGCCGUUAACAGACUCCCCCCACUACUUCACGUUCUGUAGACGUAGAUGCCACUGGUUCUUCACGUUCUGUAGAUGUAGAUGCCACUGGUUCUUCACGUU
Molecule: messenger RNA, 452 nt
Organism: Petromyzon marinus (sea lamprey)
Lineage: Eukaryota; Metazoa; Chordata; Hyperoartia; Petromyzontiformes; Petromyzontidae
Source: RefSeq, a predicted model, not a curated record